AUGUCUGAUGUGAUUAAACUAUGCGAAGCAGAAGAAUUAAAAGAAUUGUUUAUCAAAGAAUAUAAUGAAUAUUUAAAAUUGAUUAAGAAUGUAGAAUUGUAUUAUGAAAAGUUAGAAAUAAACUGGAAAAAAUUUCAUUUAUUUUAUCAACAGAAUAAAAAAGACCCUUUCGAAUAUCAUAAAGAAAAAAAUAAACAUAAUAAGAUAAAAAAAGUGCAGAAUAAAAAAAAAAAUAUAAACAUACAUUCUGAUUAUCAAUCCAUUGAAAAAUAUUUUAAAAUGAUUCAAAAAAAAGAAAUACAAAAUAAUUGUCAUUAUUAUAAAAAAUUUGAUUAUGACAAAGAUUCAUUUAUUUUAUUUACAUUAAAGAAGAAUGUUAACAAUGCAGUGGAAUUAUAUAUAAAUAUCAAUAUAGAAAAAUUAAAUAAAAUUAAAAAUUAUUUAUUAAAUUAUAUAAACGAUUUUUGUAAAAGACAAAUAAACCAAAUAAUUAAUCUUAUUAUCUUAUGUGAAAUAAAAUUAAAUAAUUUAUAUAUUAGUCAAAAAAAUCAUUUUACAAAUAAUAAUAUAAAAAUCAAACAUAUUCAUUUAAUUAAAAAUAUUAUUCAUUUUAAUCAACAAUUUAUUUUUGAAGUUACUAAGAAUUUAAUACCAUUCUUUACAAACUUUAAUAUAUUUUCAUCACCUGAUUAUUUUAAUUAUCAAUUUAAUUAUUUCAAUAAUUGUGUAGAAAUCAUGGGAGAAUAA
This is a messenger RNA of Plasmodium falciparum 3D7, 747 nucleotides long. RefSeq lists its product as uncharacterized. NCBI's taxonomy places the organism in Eukaryota, Apicomplexa, Aconoidasida, Haemosporida, Plasmodiidae. The record is from RefSeq and is a predicted model, not a curated record.